AUGCCUCCACCGUUCGCAAAAACGCCGACAAGUAGCGCGACGUCGUCGCCUCACAUCACGUUCUCGACGAGCACACCAACUGGAACGAACCCGUAUACGCCCAGCUCUGCCCAAGCACCCAUGGUUCACCAAGCGCAGAAGCGCCCAAGACCCGAAGAUGAAUCACAAGAAGCACAAGCAAAGCGGGCCCGCAACGACUCCAUCACAACCUCACAAGAGCAGCGCUACAACGACAACAAGCCCGCAAUCGAAGCCUGGUGCAAAGCGCAGCAAACCCACCCUAAAGCACGUUGGUACGAGAAACUUCACGCUUGGGAAACAAAUGGCUGUCGCGACGUGCGACGCAAGUCGCCCACAACAGCAUCGCCGCCUACUCCCUUGCCCAUCACACAAACCCCCGGAAUGGAUUCGCCAGCCGAGAUCCUCGCCACCCGCCAACAAUGGGGCGACACAAAACCAGACGCUCGCAUACAUCCCCUAGACAAAGCCCCCGUCCCCGAAUAUCCCACCGAAGACUCACUCGCGGCCUGUACAAAGAGGCCGGAUGGCUUGUACAAGUGCCUGCAUCCUGAGGGAAGUCACCACAAGUGCUGCUCGGAGGGUCUUACAGAGAAGAACAAGAAACAUGCUAUUGGCAAGCAGAUCCGGGCGUGGAAGACGCGGGUUGAGGAGAUGGUGCUCAAGGGGGAGCUGCAUGUUGCGCAUAAGACGUGGGGGGAUUGGAAUAAGAAGUGUAAGGAGAGUUAUGGGGGGGAGGUGGGGAGGUGGGAUGGGGUGUUGGGGCUGUUGGGGGGAGGGCUGGGGAGGAAGGGGGGAGGGGGGAUGGCUGUGUCGCCAGUUCCUCGUCCUGCAGCGGCGCCUGCUUCUCUUUCCGCAGCGGCACCUGCUCAUCAGACUCAUUUCCAGGCCGCACGCCAAGCAGUCCCGCAGGGUCGUGGGCUACAACCCUUCGUUCCAUCUGCGUCACCGACUCAGCAGAUGUCCUCGUUGCGUCAGACCACACCCGCACACGCGACAUCGCGGCAGUUUCAGCAUCAGUCUCUACCGCCGCGGUCAUUUCAACAUCCAGCCAACACGGGAAGUAUAGCGAGUCCAGAAGCUCGUCCAGUGUCUCAAGCGCAACCUCAAGCGCAACAUACCCUCACCAAUUCGCCGGUCCAAGACUUCGUCCCAUCUGCCACAUCCAGAAGUCCGGCUCCAGCAGCAAAGCGUCAAGCUGGCGAACCUGCAUUUGGCUACAAUGGAUUGUCUUCAAAUGGAUCACAUCGACAGCAGGAACUUGCCAGCUUCUCUCCUCAGCGCAGGUCGCAGGAGCAUACUGCGAUCGCAUCUGCAACAGCCCCCUCUUUCGCUCACCAUUUGGCGCAAUAUGCAACAUCGCCGCCUCAGACACUGUCGCCAGUCGCCUCUGCGCAAUCGGGCCAUCAUAGUAACGGCCUGACUACACCGCACUCCACGAGUCGAAAGCGAGAGCAGCGCGGACCGCAACAGCAAGCUCCGAAGCAGGCUCGAAAUGCGAAUCGACAGCAAGCUGAAGUCCAGCUGCUACCAUCAGGUGUGACGAAAAACCAUGCGGCCAAACCACAUCCAGCGUCGACCCAGAUGGCUACAAGCCCAAGCACAGCGCCAAAGCGCACUUCCGCUUCUAUCAAUACACCAAAAAUGUCCUCGACUACUCACACACUCUCGCCGGAAAAGUCUUCCACGCUUGCAGCUUCGUCGCCUGCGAAGGCAGAGCCUGCUGUCGACUACCGACCGGUAGCAAUGCGCAUGCUGCAACAGCAGAUCAAGGACCACAAGCCUAUUUUGCUUGGUGGACUGAAGAUCACCAGGGAUGAUGUGAAUAGUAAUAUGAGUGGCUGUGUGGGAAGACUGGCGACGGCAUUGCGGUUGGAAGCCGAAGAAGUUGCGCGGAUGGAGGUUGAAGAAGCUGCGCGAAAGGAAGCUGAGGUAGCUGCGCGGAUGAAGGCCGAGGCAGCUGCGCGGAAGCAAGCCGAGGAGACUGCGCGUGCCAACUCGAAAGACGCUUCUCAAGGCCAAGCUGAAACCACCGACGAGAUCGCGGCUCUCGCGGUCUCAAACGACAACGAAGGUCACGAACUAGACUACCUCUUCUCCGACACCCCCAUCCCCGCCUCUCACAGCCACCCCAUCGAUUUCGGCAACCCAAACGACUAUCUCUUCUUCUCCAGCCCCGACAGUCCCGACAAUAACGAAUGGCGCCCAGAGAUCAUACCCGACCUACCACCUAACUUCGGCAAAGUGGACCUCAUAGGGAUGACACGACGGGCCUUUGAAGAAGAACCCUCACCAACCUCACCCUCACAGCCAGAAGAGCAGCCCGAGCCUGAGCAGGAAGUCGACACACCAGCCGACCUGAGCUACCCAGAAGCAUGGUUUAUAGAAGAUGUCGAAGACUUCGUGACCAGUAGACCGCUUCCGGAGUGGAUGACACGGCCUACGACGGACUUCACUUUGGAGAAUAUGCAGGUAGAGGGGUUUGAUGGGGAUUUGGGGAUGCCGGGGGAUCCGGAGGAGUGGGUGCAGGCAACUAGGGCCUGGCGGGAGGAAAGGGAUGCGGGUGCGCGUUGA
Alternaria novae-zelandiae is the source of this 2592-nucleotide messenger RNA. RefSeq lists its product as uncharacterized. NCBI's taxonomy places the organism in Eukaryota, Fungi, Ascomycota, Dothideomycetes, Pleosporales, Pleosporaceae. The record is from RefSeq and is a predicted model, not a curated record. The transcript has a single exon. The coding region runs from base 1 to 2592 and encodes 863 amino acids.